AUGACUACUCAUCACUGGAGAACAAUUCUAGCGACAGUGGUCCAAGUUUGGGCCCUGCUGGCUCUGGGUGAGACCGCGUCUUCCCAGAUUCCAUUGACAUCAACGCCACCAGCAGUCUCGGAGCCAUCAGGCGUAUCAGGACCUGAUUACACCGGACCAUCAGCUGGCUCAGAUGAGUGCGAUUCUGAGAUGGUUGGCUUCGAGCUUGUCACCGGAUACGUUUAUACUGCGCCCACCAACAUGCUAGAAUCGAUACCCGGUAUACUUAUGCUCACUGAUUGCUUGGAAACCUGUCAGGCGAACGACUCCUGCCAGGCGGUCAAUUAUGAAACCGGACUCUGUGUGCUAUUUAGUUCUAAUGCUGACAACAAUCCAGGUAAGGAAUGA
Cotesia congregata is the source of this 387-nucleotide messenger RNA. NCBI's taxonomy places the organism in Eukaryota, Metazoa, Arthropoda, Insecta, Hymenoptera, Braconidae. The record is from the annotation of a GenBank genome assembly.